CAAAAUAGGAGGGUUUUAAGUGAAGAAAAGGAAAGUGAAAUCGAGUGUUUAAUUUAUUCCGAAUAAACGUUUGGAGGGCAUUGUGGUAAUAUGACUUGAAGCAAGAUUUGUUAUAAAGAAAGCAAGAUGUUUAGUUGCCUUUAAAUUAAGUCCAAGCUUGGUGAUAAGCAUCUGACAAUAGUAGAAAAGCCAGAAGGCAAAUAGUAUUCCAUUCCAAAGCAUAAAUAAAUAAAUAAAUAAAUAGGGUUACAAAGAGAAGGAAAUUAACGAAUGACUACUCCUAAGCAAAUGGAGCAACAAGUUGUAAAGAUGAAGAAUUCAGGGAUCAUAAGCUACAAUGGAAGUCCGAUGAUCGACGAGAGAGAGGAAGAAAUGACAAGAUCAGCAUUAUCUGCAUUUCGCGCAAAAGAAGAAGAGAUUGAAAAGAAGAGAAAAGAAGUUUCUGAUAAAGUUCAAGCUCAAUUAGGCCGCGUUGAGGAAGAAACUAAGCGUUUAGCUGAAAUUCGCGAGAAGCUUGAAUCAUUUGUUGAUCCAGCUGGGAAGGAAGUUACACUUGUGAGGAAGAAGAUUGACUUAGUCAACCGUGAAUUAAAGCCGUUGGGACAGAGCUGCCAGAGAAAGGAAAAGGAAUACAAGGAAGCCCUUGAUGCAUUCAAUGCAAAAAGCAAGGAAAAAGCUCAGCUUCUUACCAAAUUAAUGGAGUUGGUAAGUGAAAGUGAAAAACUGAGGAUGACGAAAUUGGAGGAGCUGAACAAACAUAUAGAAUCCCUGCGCUAAGCCAUGCUAAUACUACUCUUAACCAAGAAUUUCCUGCAUUAAAUUGGAAUUGUCACAUUGGACUUUUAGUUUGUUACAUUUCAUGUUUGUUACUUUUGAAUCUCAUUGGUUUUUUUUUUUUUUUUGACGAGUCAGGUCUAAUUAUCAUGAUGUUUGUAUUUCUAUGAAUUCAGAUGUAAAUUGUGGAGUUGUGACUUUGUAUGACCAUAAUUCAUGGACUGACUUCAUGAAUUUCACUAUAUUGAACUGAUAUUUUUCGAUUC
Molecule: messenger RNA, 1040 nt
Organism: Nicotiana attenuata
Lineage: Eukaryota; Viridiplantae; Streptophyta; Magnoliopsida; Solanales; Solanaceae
Exons: 4
Coding region: 271-777 (168 amino acids)
Source: RefSeq, a predicted model, not a curated record